This is a messenger RNA of Alnus glutinosa, 1317 nucleotides long. RefSeq names its product NDR1/HIN1-like protein 6. The transcript has a single exon. Lineage: Eukaryota; Viridiplantae; Streptophyta; Magnoliopsida; Fagales; Betulaceae. The record is from RefSeq and is a predicted model, not a curated record. The coding region runs from base 300 to 1070 and encodes 256 amino acids. Gene Ontology annotation, cellular component: plasma membrane.
AAGGUGGGGAUCGGAUAGUUUUUGGUUGUUAUCAAGUUGCUGUCUUUCUCUCUUGCCAUUCCACCUUCCUCCCUUCCAUCUCUUGAUUACAAUCACAUCCCCCCACCCUCUCCCACUCUCUCUCUCUCUCUGACCAAAGCGAACACCUUUUCUUCAAGUUUCUGGAGUCUAAAACAAGCAUAUCUCCCCCACCUCUCUCACCUCUCCACCUCUCUCUUUUACCCUUUAUUUGCUCUCUCAGAACCAAAACAAACACCUUUCUCUUUGUUUUCUCGGCUCCAAAAGAAACGUAAAAAACCAUGGCAGACAGGGUCUAUCCCGCUGCUAAGCCCAACACCAACGGCACCGCCGGCGCCGGCGCCAACAACGGCGCCUUCCCUGCUACCAAGGCCCAACUCUACGGCGCCACACGCCCUGCCUACCGCCCUCAACCCCACCACCGCCGCCGCCACGGCCGAAGCUGCUGCUGCUCCUGCUGCCUCUGGCUCACCCUCCUCCUCAUCCUUCUCAUCUUCAUCGUCGCCAUCGUAGGAGCCGUCUUCUACGUCCUCUACCGCCCCCACCGCCCGUCCUUCUCUGUCACCAGUCUCAAACUCUCUUACCUCAACGUCACCUCCUCUUCGAUGCUAAACUCCAAGUUUGACCUCAGCAUCACGGCCGUAAACCCGAACAAGAAGCUUGUCUUCAUCUACAACCCCAUAACCAUCUCUAUACUCACCAACGAUAUUGAUAUUGGCGACGGAACCGUACCGUCCUUCGUUCAUGGCAAAAAGAACACGACCCUGUUGAAGGCUGCCAUUACGAGCAGCGGCGGAGCGCUGGACAGUGCUUCUGUUAGUACUUUGAAGACGGACAUGAAGAGCAAGAACGGUCUGCCACUGAAGAUAAAGCUUGACACAAAGGUGAAGGCCAAGAUGGGAGGGUUCAAGACCCCAAAUAUUGGCAUUAGGGUUUCUUGUGAUGGCAUUACAGCUACUCUUCCUACUGGGAAGACGGCGGCGACUGCCUCCACUGCGGGCGCGAAGUGUAAGGUUGAUGUCAGAGUCAAGAUCUGGAAGUGGACUUUCUAAGGGGUAGCAAAGGAGAUCGAAGAAGGUGUGAAUUUGUUUAUGUUAUCUUUUUUUUUUUUUUUUUUACCCUUUUUCUUUAUUUUUAAAUAAUUGUCUAUUAUUCUUUUGUCUUAAUUUUGUUGAUUAUGUAAAUGGAAGAAAGGAUGGUGAGUUGAUUGUGUUAGGGGAGAGAAAUUUGUUACAUAUUUUUUUAAAAAAAGUGAAGUGUUUUUGUGCUUUUUCAAUAAUACCUUGAGAAUUUCUUUUA